ACCCCGGCUGCACCCCGCGUCUCUUCAGCGCCCUCCUCAGCUGCUCCGCAUUCCUUCUCGUGCUCCUGCCUUUCCAUCCAUCUCCCCGGGGGCCGUGACCGGCCCCAUCUGAAAAGCAGAAGUUCUGGCCGGACCCCCUCCCCCUCAAGUGUUCUUACGUGUGGGGGUGGCUCUCAGCCCCAGGGGCUCGGCCUCUGCUUCCCUGUGACCCUUCUCGGGACGCCGAGCGCCCGGCGCCUGGCAGUCGGAGCUGCGAGCGGGGGCGGGUCCGGCUUUGACCCCUCUUCACCCCGAUCCGCAGCAGGCCCGGCCGACCCCUCCCCCAGGAAGCUGGGAGGCCGACUGAUAAGCUGCACCCUGUCAUCCCCAUUCCCAGCCACUUCCUGGGGCCGCGCUGCUCACGGGAGGACCCGAGGGAUUUGCAUAGGGCCCCGCAGGGAGCUGCUUCCUGGUCAGAGGGGGCGAACCUCCGGGAACAGGCCCGGGCUUUGGGGCCGCCCGGCCGCACUCCGGGCCUCCCAGUGAGGUGCACUCUCUCGGGUGAAGGGACCCAGCCCGCCGCGCGUCAGUCUGGAGACCCUCCCGUCUUCCUGUUGCAGGGAAAUCUGCAUGUGAGUGCCGCGCCUCUGCGCUAUGGACCGCAGCCAGCCCAGCGUGGAGCCCAUGGCCGCGGCCCCCAGCGCGCCGGCCCGGAGCGUGAUAGCGCCGCUGCGCGCGGUGGUCCGCCUGCGCCGCCGCGUGCGCCUGCUGCGCAAGAGGCACCUCCCGACCCCCGGCGCAGGGCUGGACUCCGGGUGUCUGGCGCCCCGCAGGGACCCGGACCAGCCGCAGAUCUUCACUUUCGACAGCCCCGCAGAGCUGUCCUCAAGGACGCUGCGCAAGAAGCGCCGGCGCAGCCGCGUGGUGCUCUACCCCGAGAACUCCCGCAAGUGCCGGCCGCGCGCGGAGCGCCGGAGCCGCGCGCAGCACUGCCUGCUGCUGCUCGUGGCCAUCGUGGGCUUCCAGGUCCUCAACGCCAUCGAGAACCUGGACGAUAACGAGCAGCGCUACGACCUCGACGGGCUGGAGAAGGCGCUGCGGCGCGCUGUGUUCGGCCAGCCGGCCGCCGUGGGGCGCAUCGUGGCGCUGCUGCGGGACUAUCUGUCCACGCACGUGCACAGCCGCCCGCUGCUCCUGGCCCUCCACGGACCCAGCGGAGUGGGUAAGAGCCACGUGGGCCGCCUGCUGGCGCGCCACUUCCGCGCGGUGCUCGAGGACAGUCAGCUCGUGCUGCAGUACCACAUGCGGCACCACUGCCCGGAGCCGCGCGCCGCACAGGGCUGCCGCGAGGAGCUGGCGCGGCAGGUGGCCGCAGUGGUGGCGCAGGCCGAGGCGGAAGAGAAGACCCCGCUCCUGGUGCUGGACGAGGUGGAGCUCAUGCCGCAGGCGCUCCUGGACGAGCUGCACGGCCUCCUGCAGCCGCAGCGCUCGCGUCACUUCCACAACGCCAUCUACGUGCUGCUGAGCAGCACGGGGGGCGCGGAGGUCACGCGCUUCGUGCUGCAGAACGCUUCCGGCUCGCUGCCACCGCGGCCCAGCGGCCCCCUGCGUGGCGCCCGUGUGGAGGAGGAGCUGAGCACCAGCCUGCGGGCGCUCCUAGUCCGAGAGCACCCUCUGUGGCAGGCCGCGGCCGUGGUGCCCUUCUUGCUGCUGGAAAAGCAGGACGUGGUCAGCUGCUUCCGGGACGAGAUGGCAGCCGAGGGCUUCUUCCCAGAGCAGGCCCGCGCGGAGCUCCUAGCGGAGCAGCUCAGCUACUACCAAGUGGCCGGCCACGAGUUCGCUGUCACGGGCUGCAAGCAGGUGGUGGCCAGGGUGAACCUCCUGUAGCACAGGCCGAGGUGGACGACAGCGGGUCACGGGUCUCCCGGGAUAUUGGGCGGCAGGAGUGGGAAGAGACCUGUGGAUUUGCCCCAGGCCCGAGGCCCCUAAUAAAUCUGUCUGUGG
Molecule: messenger RNA, 1983 nt
Organism: Phyllostomus discolor (pale spear-nosed bat)
Lineage: Eukaryota; Metazoa; Chordata; Mammalia; Chiroptera; Phyllostomidae
Gene: TOR4A
Product: torsin family 4 member A
Exons: 1
Coding region: 634-1866 (410 amino acids)
Cellular component (GO): nuclear envelope; endoplasmic reticulum lumen
Molecular function (GO): ATP hydrolysis activity; ATP binding
Source: RefSeq, a predicted model, not a curated record